GCGCCGAUGCGCGGAUGGGCUUCGUCCACUCGCGCCUUGUCUUGCUCUCACACACCCAGCCAUGUCUGGAAGCAACGCAAGGACGCCUCCGCCUCCGUAUACCAAUGACAAUGCAGAAGAGUUGAAGAAAUGCUUCGCAACGCUUUUGAAUGACCAGCAGGAGAUACAGAAACUAUUCAAGUCCGUCGCCGGCCAACUCGAGACAACACCGCAAAUCGGCGAGCAUCACCCUCUCACCGAGGAGUGGAAUACGUUGCGUCAUAGACACCGGAGAGUGUACCGUGAUUCCCAACACAACGCCUCGCAAUGCGCGAGUUUCCUCCACAACUAUGUCGAGGUGGUCAUCCCGCUUUCACAGUCCAAGAUGCCCAUCCGGGAGAAGAAGGUCAUGGUCACGCGGUUCCUUGAGGCUAUCGCGAUACACCAAGAGAACGCGAAGAAGUCCGCAGACAAGUUCAGCGAACUCGGCAAGGGUGUCGAGACCUUCCAGCUCAAGAUCGCUGCCGCGCUUCGGGGCCAGGCGGAAUCGCAGGGCUUCUUCACGAAGGUUUGGUCGGGGCUCGAGGAACUCUGCAUGUCGAUCUGGCAAGCACUGUACAAGCUCCUGACACAGCUGGUCAAGACGUUCCAACGCCUCCUCUCCGGCAUCAACUCCGUGCACUUCUCCCUCGGGCCCCUCCGCACUGAUAUUCGCUUCCACCCAUACUCGGAGGUCCAGGAUGAGCUCAGAAUGGGUCCGCGGAGUACCGUAUCGCAGGUCAAAGACGACUGCCGCGAGUUGACGGAGAAGCUCACAGCGUUCGAGGAAGCCUGGGAGAUCGUCAAGCUCUCGUGUGCCGAUCUCCUCAUCAACCUCGCCAUGGCGAGGUCCAUGACGGCGGUGCCCGCCGCGUUCGACUCCAACGUGCGGAGCGCGCAGCGAGUAUACUCGCCCCUCGUCGAGUGCAUGCGCGCCUACUCGCAGAACCGAUCGCCAGAACUCUAAUAAGUUGCUCGAGCCCAGACAGGCCGACACGCUCGUUUCCGACUCCGCAUUAUGAGACUCACCUGCCCUGGACGACUCCCACUGUAACGCCUUUAAUGAUGACCCAGUAACGGUCGAGCGGGUCUGCGACCUGCUGUAUUAUGUAUGUACGUCCCACUGUUUCUUGGAACCCUGAAUGUAUGCCUUCCGGAUGUUGUCUGUAUACGUUCCAGUCCGGCCUCCGUAA
Molecule: messenger RNA, 1211 nt
Organism: Rhodofomes roseus
Lineage: Eukaryota; Fungi; Basidiomycota; Agaricomycetes; Polyporales; Fomitopsidaceae
Exons: 7
Coding region: 62-985 (307 amino acids)
Source: RefSeq, a predicted model, not a curated record